AGUUUGUCCUGCACGCAGCGUGGUAUUUCCAAACGACCUGUGAGCGGUCACACUGUUCGCAUAGCGUCAUUGCUGUACUAAAACCUAAAAAUCCGCCGUGUUCGUAUUCCGCCAUUUUGAAAGCUGCGAGUGGAAUUUGGACGCGUUGCUGGAUUCUCGAUUUCAAUAUGAAGCGCCAAAAAUGAUUGCAGCGUUUGCAUCGUAGUCUUGAAAAGGUUUUUUUCAUUGAUUUAAUUAGAGCCACUGAAAGCGGUUGGCCAGCCAGAAAAACGAGGACCGACCAGGGAUAAAAGGAUUCCACACCAGCCUGCGCCCAGCGCCCCCUAAACGCGGUAGUCACUGACAGAAAAUCAAAAGAAACCACAGCCGGAAAAGGGCAAAAGUUUUAUUACGACGACGACGACGAAGAGCAGAGGACAGCAGACAGAUUGAAAAACAGCGAAAUGGACAAAAAUCUGAUGAUGCCGAAGCGUUCGCGCAUCGAUGUCAAGGGCAGCUUUGCCAACGGACCGCUGCAAGCACGCCCAUUGGUGGCCCUGCUCGAUGGACGCGACUGCUCCAUCGAGAUGCCCAUCCUAAAGGAUGUGGCCACGGUGGCCUUUUGCGAUGCACAGAGCACCUCCGAAAUACACGAGAAGGUCCUCAACGAAGCAGUGGGAGCUCUGAUGUGGCACACCAUCAUCUUGACAAAGGAGGAUCUUGAGAAGUUCAAAGCUUUACGCAUUAUCGUGCGCAUCGGCAGCGGCACAGACAACAUCGACGUGAAGGCGGCGGGCGAACUGGGCAUCGCCGUGUGCAACGUUCCCGGCUACGGAGUCGAGGAGGUGGCGGACACGACGAUGUGCCUCAUCCUCAAUCUCUACCGGCGGACAUACUGGCUAGCGAACAUGGUGCGCGAGGGCAAGAAGUUCACCGGACCCGAACAAGUGCGGGAGGCAGCGCAUGGCUGUGCACGCAUCCGCGGCGACACCUUGGGUCUGGUGGGACUGGGCCGCAUUGGAAGCGCCGUGGCCCUGCGGGCUAAGGCGUUCGGCUUCAACGUCAUCUUCUACGAUCCCUACCUUCCCGACGGCAUCGACAAGUCGCUGGGCCUAACUCGCGUCUACACGCUGCAGGACCUGCUUUUCCAGUCCGACUGCGUCUCACUGCAUUGCACGCUCAAUGAGCACAACCAUCAUUUAAUCAAUGAAUUCACAAUUAAACAGAUGCGACCUGGUGCAUUUCUGGUGAACACCGCACGCGGCGGUCUGGUCGAUGACGAGACCCUGGCGUUGGCGCUGAAGCAGGGAAGGAUAAGAGCUGCCGCCCUGGACGUUCACGAAAACGAACCUUACAAUGGCGCACUGAAGGAUGCCCCCAAUCUGAUUUGCACACCGCACGCCGCCUUCUUCAGCGACGCGUCCGCAACGGAGCUGCGCGAAAUGGCAGCCACCGAGAUCCGGCGGGCGAUCGUCGGCAAUAUUCCAGACGUGCUGAGGAAUUGCGUCAACAAGGAGUACUUCAUGCGCACGCCGCCUGCCGCUGCCGCCGGGGGCGUGGCGGCGGCUGUUUAUCCCGAAGGUAAACUACAAAUGAUAUCAAAUCAAGAAAAGUAGAGAGACAGAGACAGGCGAGCAAGGGAGCGUUAUUACAAGUAAAACAAAACAAAUCGAAACAAAAAUUAUGAAAAGAACAUAAGAAAUCAACCAACAAAAUCCAAGCAAAAAUACCAGAAAUCGUUUAAAAAAACACACAUACUUUACACAUACACACCAUACCAUACCACACCCACACAAGCACACGCACACGCACACAGAUGUAGCAAGCAUCCAAACAUACUUCUAUUCUUUCUCUGACUCAUUCGAAAGUAUAUAUAUAGACGACGGGAGUGGAGCGCGCCAGAGAGAGUAUAUAACAUUUGAAGCACGAUUCAAGAACACACGCUAUAAGAGUUGAUAUAUAAGUUACACAGUUUAAGCUAUACAAAUAUAUAGAUCUAUAUAUAUACAUAUAUAUAUUUAUAUAUAUAUAUAGUGGCUAAGCGCUGCACCAAGAUCAGAAUGUUUGACGUCGAUGAGGAGGAUUAGAACGCAGCCGAUGUUGGCCAAAAGUUACGUUUAUUCAAUAUGUAUCUGUGUAUGUAUAUGCAUUGUUUUGGCCCUUCUAAAACAGAGAACGCUUUCAACAGCAUCUCUGAAUUAUGUUUAGAGUGCUUUCAUCGAGUUUCCAAGCUAUCGAACUUUUUAAGAAAUUCUUCAACUGUAGUUCAAGUAGUUCUCCUUAGUCUACAACAAUUACGUGCAUAUAUAGUGACAUAGUGAAUAUACAGAUAAACGAAUAAGUUUCAAGAUAAUUUACACAUGAAAACAAGGUGAAAGUAAACAAUAUGAUGGAUUAUGUUGUUGAUGUUUCGCGACCUCCCUUCAUCCCUUCCAAAAAUCCCUCACAAGUAUCCGGCUUUAACUUUAACCGAAACUAGAAACAAUCAGCGAAAAGUAUGUAAAGUAAUUAAUUAUGUUCUGUGUAUUUAGCCAUGUAUUCAAUGUAUCUACAAACUAAUAUUAUUAUCGAAAAACCAAGCAAACGAUUCCAAUACGACUUACUCCCCACGUCAACACAUUUUGUAAGCUUAAGAAUAAAAUUGGUUACCUUAUUUUGCUCCAUUCA
Messenger RNA from Drosophila yakuba, 2646 nucleotides. It is a transcript of the gene CtBP, whose product is annotated as C-terminal-binding protein. Gene Ontology annotation, molecular function: oxidoreductase activity, acting on the CH-OH group of donors, NAD or NADP as acceptor; transcription corepressor activity; NAD binding. The coding region runs from base 444 to 1595 and encodes 383 amino acids. The record is from RefSeq and is a predicted model, not a curated record. NCBI's taxonomy places the organism in Eukaryota, Metazoa, Arthropoda, Insecta, Diptera, Drosophilidae. The transcript is spliced from 6 exons.